GCUUGUUUGUUUGUUUGUUUGUCCCUUCCUGUUUUUUCUUAGCUGGUGAAAUUGAUUCCCUAUUACACCCUCCGUUCACUCACAUGCCUAAUAGAAACGUCUGCAUCAAUCUAGCAUGGCAAUUACCUCAAACCUCUGCAACUUGCAGAGCUCAGACCCACAACAAAUUAUGGGUUUGGCUUCCUAUCGAGAAACCCGUUUGGGGGUUUUUCAAUAAACUACCCCUCCUCCUCCUCGGUUGCUUGUUUCUCACUAUUUGUGGGUCUUGUUUAAUCUAAACCUGCCCCCCCCACCCUUUUGUUUUUGCUUCAAGUCAUCAAUCUAUUUAUUUAUUCUUUAUUUGACUACUGUUUUUAAUAUUUCUUGCUUCGUAUACUCGAGGAGGUUGGGAUUGAGAGAGUUUUGGGGUUUAGUGUUAUGGGUCUGCAAUUGAAUUGGCUGGCGGUGAAGCUCUUCGCCAUUGCGCUUGCUUUGGUGGUUCAAGGAUCUACAGGAUAUGGCAUUUCCCCAUCUCCAGCAACUUUUUCUACAAUUCCUCCUAUCAAAGAAGGACCCCCUGAUCAUGCAAAUAGAAGCAAUGCACCUAGUCCAGCAUCUCAACCUCACGUUUUACACCCGCCACCUUUGCUAGCACCCCUUGUGUCACCCCCAGAACCCCAACCGAUCAAAGGGGUUGCACCAUCUUUGUCCCCAAGUACUCCUACGGUAUUUCCGCCACAAAGUUCUAUUCCUCCACCAUUAACUGGUCAUGGAGUUGUACCAUCACUACCACCGAGUGUUCCUGGAACAAAGGAACCAAAGAAUAAGAAUCCCGUCACUUUGCCAGUUGCUCCAGCUACAUUGCCUCCAAUGAAAUCUCCAGAAAAUCCACCAACCUUCUACCCCAUUGUGCCAGGAUCCAUGCCACCAAGUUCUCGUCAAAACAAAGCACCAGACAGUAAUGCUCCUCUGUCCGUGCCGAGCGUUCCGGUACCAACUACAUCACCACCAAAGGAACUACCCCAAAAGCCACCACCACCCAGGGAGCCAAUUAUGCCUGGAGUACCACCAUCGAAUUUUCCUGCAGUGCCCGUUGCAUCACCUUCAACCAAAGUGCUGCCAAUUUCACCCACCAGUCCCCCUCCAAUCCCCAUGGAACCUCCAUCUCAUUUACCCGAACCUGAUAAUUCUCCUGUAUUAACUCCUUCACCAAGUGCCACGUGGAAAAGUGCUGGCAUCCCAGUUGCUGCACCUCCAAAUGAAACACCCAAUCAAUUUUCUCCAGUGAACCCUUCCCCCCAAAAGGGUCCUUCCAUGCACAAAGCCCCGAGGCAUUUUAACAAUUCUGUUCCUCGUCUUUCAUCUCCGAUGUCUCCUCCUCCAAAUGUAGAGUCUGAUUCUCCUGCAUUACCUCCAAUCUCAAAUCACAAGCAUUAUCAUGCGAAGGAUAACAUCCCCAAUCCUGCUCCAUCAUCACUUUUGCUUCCUCCGCCUGCUUCAAGUCAGCGAGGUCCUAGCUUCGCUCCAGCUCCUUCACAUCCUCUCAAAUCACAUCCAAAAAGUAGGCAAAGAGACAAUGCCCCUCCACCCAUGAAUCGAGAGAGUCAUGUUUCACCUGCACCUGCACCAUAUCCAACAGCUCCAUCUGGACAAACUAACUUGCCCUACCUUUUCCCUAAAAUUUCUCCUUCUGGAUCUUUGCCGAGGAAUCCAAAGAUGCCAAUCUCUCCUCCAAUUCGCACGCUACCACCUCCACCUCCUAAUGAAGAUUGUUCAUACCUAGCAUGUGUGGAUCCACUGACAAAUACUCCUCCUGGAUCGCCCUGUGGCUGCGUGUUGCCCAUGCAAGUUGGACUGCGCCUGAAUGUAGCAUUGUAUACGUUCUUCCCUUCGGUAUCAGAACUUGCUGAGGAAAUUGCUGUCGGGGUCUUUGUGAAACAAAGUCAAGUUCGCAUCAUGGGAGCAAAUGCAGCUAGCCAAGAUCCAGAGAAGACGAUUGUCCUCAUUGACUUGGUACCUCUUGAAGAAAGAUUUGACAACACUACAGCAUAUUUGAUAUUUCAGAGAUUCUGGCAGAAAAAAGUAGCAAUAAGUACUUACCUGUUUGGAAAUUUUGAAAUAUUAUACGUGCGUUACCCAGGUCUUCCACCCUCUCCACCUUCUAGCAUUAGUGUUAUAGAUGGUGCACCAUAUUCUGGGCAUGACAAUAAUGGAAGGACCAUACAUCCCCUAGGGGUUGAUGUUGGAAGGCGGAAGCAUAAAAAUGGGCUUAGUGGCAGUGUCGUGGCCAUCAUAGUUAUGUCAGCCUCUAUGGCCAUGAUUUUAUGUUGUGCAGUUGCUUGGGUGUUGCUUUUCAGACAUAGGGACUGCCAACAGGAUUCAACUCAGGCCACUUUACCUUCCCUGUCAAAGCCAUCAGGGAUUACUGCUUCUAUGGUUGGGAGUGGGCCUACUUCUGCUUCACCAUCUUUUGUGUCUAGUUUUGCAACUUACACUGGAUCUGCUAAGACUUUCAGUUCAAGCAACUUAAAGAAAGCCACCGAUAACUUCAAUGCCUCAAAAAUACUAGGUGAAGGUGGUUUUGGUCGUGUAUAUAAUGGUGUUCUUGAAGAUGGGACAAAAGUAGCUGUCAAGGUUCUUAAGAGAGACGAUCAGCAGGGUGGUCGUGAGUUCUUGGCUGAAGUCGAAAUGCUUAGCCGUCUUCACCACAGAAACUUGGUGAAGUUGAUUGGGAUAUGCACCGAGGAACGAAGUCGAUGCCUAGUUUACGAACUCAUUCCAAAUGGCAGCGUUGAAUCUCAUCUACAUGGCGAUGAUAGGGUAACUGCUCCACUUGAUUGGGGCUCACGGGUGAAGAUAGCACUAGGAGCGGCUAGGGGUCUAGCAUAUUUGCAUGAAGAUUCAAGUCCCAGAGUCAUACAUAGGGACUUCAAGUCAAGCAACAUCUUGUUGGAACAUGAUUUUACACCAAAAGUGUCCGACUUUGGCUUGGCUCGAACUGCAUUGGAUGAAGAGAACAGGCACAUUUCUACACGUGUCAUGGGAACUUUUGGAUAUGUGGCUCCUGAGUAUGCAAUGACCGGUCAUCUUCUUGUGAAGAGUGAUGUUUACAGCUAUGGAGUAGUCCUCCUUGAGCUCCUAACGGGCAGAAAACCAGUUGACAUGUCUCAGCCACCUGGUCAAGAAAACUUAGUCUCAUGGGCCCGUUCACUACUCACGAGCAAAGAAGCGUUAGAAUCUAUCAUAGACCCAUCUCUGGGACUUGAUUUCCCCUUUGAUAGCAUUGCCAAAGUAGCGGCUAUCGCUUCGAUGUGCGUGCAACCGGAGGUGUCACACCGACCUUUUAUGGGUGAGGUUGUUCAAGCAUUGAAACUAGUGUGUAAUGAGAGUGAUGAUACUAAGGAAUUCGGGUCAAGAAGUUGUAGCCAAGAGGAUCUUUCCGCUGAUUUGGAUGCCAGGAUCAGUGCCAAUUCAGGACAGUUGAUAGAUCCUUUACAAAACCAUUCCCCGGUUUCCAACUAUGGUUAUGGAUCUGAUGUUGAGAGGGGAAUUUCAACGUCAGAUUUGUUUGGUUCGUCUAAAAUGCUUCUGAGAUCUGAGUCGUUUCGGAGGCACUCGAGUUCAGGUCCCCUGAGGAGUGGAAGGCGGAGGCAGCUCUGGCAGAAAAUGAGGAGAUUGUCUGGGGGCACCGUGAGCGAGCAUGGGGUGUUCUUUGGGUUAUGGCCUGGGUCCUACUGAAUGUUUCCGCCAGUCUCUCGUGUUUGGAUCUUGGAUUUGUGGAGGGGUAUGGAAAACAGAGGGAAAAUCAUGAAUUCCUUUCUUUCUUUUUCUUUUGCCUCUCCAAAGCCCUUCAUAAAUCCAAAAUCCCCAGUCUUGUUGAAUCCACUUUCACCUGUAAUUUCUUAGGACUUCUUCAACUUCUAAGUGAGAGCAAGCACAAGGGCCACCGGUGAAGAUGGAUUAUUUUCUAGGAUUGAAACUGGUGGAGACGUGAAGUUGUUUGACGGAUGGUUAACAAAUUUUGUUGGGGUAGCAUUUGAAUGCUGGGAAAUUUUGCGAAGCACACAAUAAGUAUUGAGUGAUACGGGAAGCGACUUUCUUGAUCUUGAUCACCGCAAUUCAACUGAGCUUCCAAGUUGGCCAUACAAACAACAAUAAGAAGACGGUGCGCAUUUUUCGGAUGGUGGCAUCAAGAAUUAUUUUGUUUUUGCUUAUGAUUGAUGAGGUGAGAGUUUUCUUUCUUUCGAGGAAAUGUGCAGGUUGUGAUAUUGAACUGCUUCUCUUUUCGUAGUAGUUGUAAAUAUUGAAGCAAUGUUUUUAUCAUCAGUUUCGAGUUUUCUCUGUCA
Messenger RNA from Rhododendron vialii, 4325 nucleotides. Its product is annotated as receptor-like serine/threonine-protein kinase ALE2. Gene Ontology annotation, molecular function: ATP binding; protein kinase activity. The coding region runs from base 418 to 3717 and encodes 1099 amino acids. NCBI's taxonomy places the organism in Eukaryota, Viridiplantae, Streptophyta, Magnoliopsida, Ericales, Ericaceae. Gene Ontology annotation, biological process: protein phosphorylation. The record is from RefSeq and is a predicted model, not a curated record. The transcript is spliced from 16 exons.